This is a messenger RNA of Daldinia caldariorum, 3516 nucleotides long. RefSeq lists its product as uncharacterized. The record is from RefSeq and is a predicted model, not a curated record. Gene Ontology annotation, cellular component: membrane. Gene Ontology annotation, biological process: transmembrane transport; monoatomic ion transport. The transcript is spliced from 5 exons. Gene Ontology annotation, molecular function: monoatomic ion channel activity. The coding region runs from base 1 to 3516 and encodes 1171 amino acids. NCBI's taxonomy places the organism in Eukaryota, Fungi, Ascomycota, Sordariomycetes, Xylariales, Hypoxylaceae.
AUGGCCGCUCCCGCGAGGAAUAUGCUUUCUUCGCGGCUGCUGCGACCGGGACAAGUCGCUCAGCACGCCAACUCGGCGCGUUUCGAUUUCAACGAUAAUACGCAAUCCCCCGACCCUAUGAGCCGCGAUUAUGGCCAACAGCGACAUGCUACUGCCGAUUUUACUGAGGCCGACGAAGAUGAGGAUGAGGAAGAAGAUGAGAACGUAGACGAAUUCGAUCUCGACGAUGGGCUAUCCAGGCGUCGGUUGAACCGACCUUUCCAGGAAACGACCGCGCGUAGGAGCUCGGCUUCUCUCAUACCAUUGUUCUCUGCUAGCUACCUCGAUACUCUCCCCGUUUAUAAUGUCGUUCAUGCCAUUAGGAUAAUUGUCCAAGCAAGGACCGAGACCACACUGACAUGGGACCAAAUUCGAUCACCCCAGGUUUCUCAAUUCCUAGUCAAACCUAUGCAACAACAGAUUCGGACUCAACAUUUCAGUCGUGUAACGCUAUACGCUUUAAUGGCAAACUGUCUCCAAUUUGCGAAGGAGGGACAGUUAUACCCGGGUAACGUAGGGACCAGUAUGACACGGGCGAGGGUUUGUGAAAUCCUCGCCUUGAAAUUGUUAAAGGAAUAUAGUACGAGGGAGCUUAUUGAUGCUUUGUCCUAUGACUUCUACCCACUUCAAGGAGCCCCGGAGGCACCCACGACACAUUCAAAAUCCUCCGAUGCUAAGAACCGCCCAGCUGUAGCCCGAUCUUCGACGCUCGAGGUGGCAAUUCGUGCUUCUGCUAAACACUUCCUCGCGCACCCUCUCGUAGUCCAACAACUCGAGGCUAUCUGGAAUGGCGCUAUUAGCUUCUACUCGUCACAAGAUAACCUUCAUCGGAUUUUGUCAAAUCCUCCGAGUCAAGGCGAAAAUGCACAAAACUGCGCGGCGGGAGUUCGAACGCCGCUUCUUAGCCACCAGCUAGCCAAGGAACCGUCAUCUCAAUUGCCGCUACAUCAGAUACCUGUACGACGAACGGUCAAUCUGUAUGACCCACGCCAAGCUUCUCCUCUGAAGCUAUCCCGCCUCCGAGUACCUCGUUAUAGACAGUUUCUGUCGACGUGUUCUCUGUUUGCCUUGAUAUGUCUGUUUCUAGCGGUCUUGAUAGAACGUUCUAGUCACAUCACCGAACUGGAAUUGAUUUUCUGGUUUUGGAGCGCGGGUUUCAUGCUUGAUGAAGUUGUUGGCUUCAACGAGCAGGGCUUUUCCUUGUAUAUCAUGAGCUUCUGGAACAUUUUCGAUCUUGGCAUCCUACUGCUACUCAUCGUGUUCUACUGUUUGAGAGUAUAUGCGGUGUUUGUCGUUGAUCCCCACCGCUGGAACGAGAUGGCAUAUGAUGUUCUGGCAGCGAACGCCAUACUCUUGUUACCCCGUAUCUUCAGUGUGUUAGAUCACUAUCGUUACUUUUCCCAGCUUCUGAUUGCCUUUCGGCUCAUGGCGGUGGAUCUUGCGGCCGUGUUCGUUCUUGUUCUGAUUAGUUGCUCUGGAUUCUUCGUGUUCUUUACACUCUCCAGCAAUCAGAAUGCAGCCCCAGAAGUAGCUUACAAGAUAUUUCAAAUUCUUAUGGGGUUUACGCCAGCUGCGUGGGAUGUAUGGCCGGAGUAUACUUUCUUAGGCAAGACGUUACUAGCGGCUUUUCUCAUCAUUUGUCAUUUCCUCGUCGUAACGAUUCUAAUCACCGUACUUACAAACUCUUUCACGGCAAUCGUAUCGAAUGCGAACGAAGAGCACCAAUUUCUCUUCGCGAUUAAUACUAUAUCCAUGGUUAAGAACGAUGCCAUGUUCUCCUACGUUGCGCCAGGCAAUAUCCUCGCAUGGAUCUUGACGCCAUUGCGAUACGUUAUGUCCAUCAGACAGUUUGUGAUUUUGAACCGCACCGUCAUCAAAUUAACCCAUUUUCCUAUCCUAUUUUGCAUAUUUCUUUAUGAGAAGUAUUUUCUCGCCCCAUCAAUUUACGAACCAACGGAUUUAGUCGAGCACCAAGGGCGCCGCAAGACAAGAGGAAUCUCGUUCACCGAUCUCGCUAGUAGGGGGACAGCUCUUUUCAGCCCAAGCAUGAAAACACGCGAGGAAUCGAUUGCCGGGUUUCAAAAAGACCGUGCGCUGGAAGAGGUUUUCCGUCGACCUCCUGAUGUUAGCACAAUACGGAGCCAAAGAAGACAAGAAAGGAGGAAGACACAGACAGCUAUCCGUAAUUGGAUGGAACAGAACGACGAGAUUGGUGAGCGUCUCUCUCAAUGGCCAACGAUUGAUAGUCGUCGAAGCCUUUCGCAGCGAAGGAUGAGCAUGAGCCGUGACUUCCCUAAGCGGUCCAGACGCGUCUCUGACAUUCGAUCGGCUGCAAGCGACCCUGCCGACCUUGUAUCGAAUAGCGGCUUUCCCGGCUCCAAUGUUAGGGAACUCAACGGCCAAAUUGAUGAGCAACAGGCACAGUACAGGGAUCAGACGGGAGCAGAUGGCGACGAUGAAUUCGUAACAAAUGAUGAGGAAGAAGACGAAAUGAUUGUCCCAAGUCGUCAUAGCAGCAUUGCUAGCCCACAAGACCGCGAUGACUAUUUCACGUCCUCUCCAGACUUAAGGCGUGAAGUAUUAGCCCCAUCAUCUUUGAAUAGUUCUUCGCACCACCAAAGCAUGGUCGUCACGUCACCUAGAACUAGCAAUACGCCUCGUCGCCAAGGUCUCCAUAGUCGCACGCUUUCCACAAAUACGAUCCUUUACGCUCCACAGGAACCUAAUCACUUUGAAGCAAGUCCAUCCUUAAUCUCGGAAGAGCCAUCGGGAGCAGGCGCUCAACCGCGAAGGAGCAGGCUAACAACAGCAGCUGAGUCUUCUAUGCCGAGCGGCACACGUUCGCCACGGAGAAUGCAAAAUAGACCUCCCCUGGUCACCAGGCCAAGACCGAUUCCUGCAAGAUCGGCACCUAACCGCUCAAUCCUCCUUAAUGCCGGCCCGAGACUUCGACGGCUUUCGUCUCUUGAUGGGGGUAUCAGUUCUGAUAUAGGAUUAGACGUGACUAACGAACUCGGCGCUGUGCCAUCUUCGUUUGCAACGCAAAUGGCCAUGGCCACCGGCCAGCUAAAGGCGCCGAACCGAAGCGGCAGAGAUAGGGAGGACUCAGAUAGGAUAAGCCGAUUAAUUUUGGCAAGAAUGAAGAGCCUCGAGGAGAACUUUGUGGACGCUAUGAAGGAGAUCCGAGCACGAAGUACAGUAACCACAACACAGAAUUCAGAGGAUGAGGGCGGUUGGAGAACUAAUUCAAGUGGCGGAAGGCCGGGGAGCAGCAAGAGAAUAUCAGGAAAGAGUAAAAGUGAAGGGAGUCGGCCAGGGAGUAACUGGGAACAAAAGGACGGUUUGGAGGCGCUUCGGCCAGGGGGGCACGGGCUCAAGGGGAAGGGAAAGGGGAAGGAAGUUGAGAGGACAAUAAGUGCUGGCGAGACGGAAGAUGAACAGGUAAUAGAGCUGGCAAAAAGGGGGAGUUCCUUGUGA